CUUCCCCCAGCAUGAAAUUCACUAAGAUCAUCCUCUUAAAGUAGCCUCUUCUGCUUCCCGACUGAGCGGCAGGGACGCUAACCCACCCCACCUCCCCUGUACUGAGAUCAAGUUAGUGCUGGGGGUCUGGGAGCUUCUGCAAUUAUAUAUUAACCACUGCCCGGGGGUUAGCUCACAACAGAAGAGGCAUCCGAACAAAAAGCAGAUGUUUCUGGGAGAAGUGGCUUCUUCUGGUGCCAUGGGAGGAUCUACUAUCUACCUGCUGGCUGUGUUUGCAUUCAGCUUAUCAGCCCUGUCUCACGGCCAGCCGCUAUGCACGGUGAUCACCCCAAGCGUCCUGCGUGUGGAGAGCGAAGAGAUGGUGAUUGUGGAAGCUCAUGGCCACCACAGCCCGAUCGAGGCGAGGAUCACCGUGUACGACUUCCCACAGAAGAAGAGUGCCUUGGUUUCAACCACAGUCAGCCUGAACCCUGGGAACGGCAUGAUGAACUCUGCCAAAAUUAAGGUUCCUGCUCAGCUACUGCCAAAGGAUGCCCAGAAGAAGGAAUAUGUCUACAUCGAAGCCAAGAGCAGCCUGUUCACCUUAGAGAAGGUGGUUCUGCUUUCAUUCCACAGCGGCUACAUCUUCAUCCAGACGGAUAAGACCAUCUACACGCCUGGGUCUACAGUGAGGUACCGGCUUUUCACUGUGGGUCACAUGUUGGACCCCAUCUUGAAGGUGGUAUCUGUGGAGCUCAUGAAUCCAGAUGGGAUUAUUGUAGAGAAGAAUACGGUGUCCUCCAUGGACCAAGGCGGCAUCGUCUCCAGGAGCUACAAGAUCCCUGAUAUUGUGAAGUAA
Molecule: messenger RNA, 838 nt
Organism: Terrapene triunguis (Three-toed box turtle)
Lineage: Eukaryota; Metazoa; Chordata; Testudines; Emydidae
Product: complement C3-like
Exons: 5
Coding region: 206-838 (210 amino acids)
Molecular function (GO): endopeptidase inhibitor activity
Source: RefSeq, a predicted model, not a curated record